AAGCCAGGUCCCUAGACUAUACUAUUAUAGGUUACAUUUCAUCUUAAAUUAAACUUCAGGAAAAUUUUGUUCUUGCAGUUUCACUUAAGCUUUCUUUUUUUUUUUUUGGUUUGGUUCAAAAAGAAAGCUCUAUGCCAGUGUGCUUCUCUCUGUUUUGAGUACCAGGAGGUGGAACCAGAUUUAUUCCCAGUGUUGUAAACUGGUUAGUGAGGUGUGAGAACAUUUGUGUGCAGCCUCUGUAUACAGCUGAGCCGACUGCAGAAUGGCAGCCCUGAUUUGUAUUCUUCUUGCUUCCUUUAGAUUGUCUCGUCUGGGUUACGGUUAAAUAGCUUAUUAGUCACUAAUCUAAAAGCUACCACAUAGCCUUUUGAAAAAAGGUAGAGUGAAAACCAUAAUUAUAUGUACAUGAUUAUCAAUAAAAUGUGUAUAUGAAAUAUUUUCUUUUUCAGAAUUAAGGCAGAAUCUCUGUAAUUAUUUCUAACAUCAAUUUCAAACUAUUGGCCAUUGGACAACAGUGCAAUUAUAUGAAAUCAUGGCUGGUUAUAAGCCUGUAGUUAUUCAGACAUAUCCUGUACUUGGCGAAAAAAUCACUCAAGAUACUCUGUACUGGAACAACUAUAAGACCCCUGUUCAGAUUAAGGAGUUUGGUGCAGUGUCAAAAGUAGACUUUUCUCCACAGCCUCCAUAUAAUUAUGCUGUCACAGCUUCUUCAAGGAUUCAUAUUUAUGGCCGAUAUUCCCAAGAACCUAUAAAAACCUUUUCCCGAUUUAAGGACACAGCAUACUGUGCUACUUUUCGACAGGAUGGUAAACUGCUUGUGGCUGGCAGUGAAGACGGUGGAGUUCAACUUUUUGAUAUAAGUGGGAGGGCUCCCCUCAGGCAGUUUGAAGGCCAUACAAAAGCAGUUCACACAGUAGAUUUUACAGCUGACAAAUACCAUGUGGUAUCUGGGGCUGAUGAUUAUACUGUUAAGCUAUGGGAUAUUCCAAACUCCAGAGAAAUUCUGACAUUUAAAGAACAUUCUGAUUAUGUGAGGUGUGGAUGUGCUAGCAAACUGAACCCAGAUCUCUUUGUAACAGGGUCAUAUGAUCAUACUGUAAAGAUGUUUGAUACACGAACCAAUGAGAGUGUUAUCUCUGUGGAGCACGGGCAGCCAGUCGAGAGUGUCCUGCUUUUUCCCUCUGGAGGUCUUCUAGUGUCAGCAGGAGGUCGUUAUGUUAAAGUCUGGGACAUAUUAAAAGGAGGACAGUUGUUAGUGUCUCUGAAAAAUCAUCACAAAACUGUGACGUGUUUAUGUUUGAGCAGCUCCGGACAGAGGUUACUCUCUGGCUCACUGGAUAGAAAGGUGAAAGUAUACAGCACAGCUUCCUACAAAGUAGUCCACAGUUUUGAUUAUGCAGCUUCAAUUUUGAGUCUUGCACUUGCACAUGAAGAUGAGACGAUAGUUGUAGGAAUGACCAAUGGAAUACUGAGCGUUAAACAUCGGAAAUCUGAAGCAAAGAAGGAUGCUUCUUCCAGGAGACGAAGGCCUGCAUAUCGAACCUUUAUUAAAGGAAAAAAUUACAUGAAGCAACGGGAUGACAUUUCAGUCAGUAGGCCAUCAAAAAAACACCUGGAAUUGUAUGACAGGGAUCUAAAAAAUUUUCGGAUCUCUAAGGCACUUGACAGAGUCUUUGAGCCCGAAAUUACAAUAAAGACACCUGAGAUUACAGUUUCCAUCAUAAAGGAGCUAAAUCGAAGAGGAGUCCUUGCAAAUGCUCUUGCAGGCCGGGAUGAAAAGGAACUCAGUCGUAUUCUUAAUUUUUUGAUAAGGAAUCUGUCUCAGCCGAGAUUUGCUCCUGUUUUGAUAAAUGUUGCUGAAAUGAUUAUUGAUAUAUAUCUGCCUGUGAUUGGUCAGUCACCUGUAGUGGAUAAAAAGUUUUUGUUACUUCAGGGACUUGUAGAAAAAGAGAUUGAUUACCAAAGAGAACUGCUAGAAACCUUGGGGAUGAUGGAAAUGCUUUUUGCUACCACAACAACAAAAGAAAGCACUUUUACAUUGGAACAUAAAUCUGAUAGAUUUCUAGAAAACAAGAAGAUAGAAUCAUAGUGCCUGCUGAAUACCAUAAGAACUGACGUGAAAUAGAUUUAACUCUAUUAACUAUUGGAAAGAGAAUCUCUUUGAUACAUUAAAAGAACUAUUUACAGA
Messenger RNA from Trichechus manatus latirostris (Florida manatee), 2188 nucleotides. RefSeq names its product UTP15 small subunit processome component (gene UTP15). The transcript is spliced from 12 exons. The record is from RefSeq and is a predicted model, not a curated record. Gene Ontology annotation, biological process: rRNA processing; positive regulation of transcription by RNA polymerase I. Gene Ontology annotation, molecular function: protein binding. Bases 533 to 2089 code for a protein of 518 amino acids. Gene Ontology annotation, cellular component: nucleolus. NCBI's taxonomy places the organism in Eukaryota, Metazoa, Chordata, Mammalia, Sirenia, Trichechidae.